This is a messenger RNA of Castor canadensis (American beaver), 684 nucleotides long. RefSeq names its product small ribosomal subunit protein eS7. Gene Ontology annotation, cellular component: ribosome; 90S preribosome; small-subunit processome. Gene Ontology annotation, biological process: rRNA processing; ribosomal small subunit biogenesis; translation. Gene Ontology annotation, molecular function: structural constituent of ribosome. Lineage: Eukaryota; Metazoa; Chordata; Mammalia; Rodentia; Castoridae. The record is from RefSeq and is a predicted model, not a curated record.
CUCUCGCCAGAGCUGGGCCUCUUUCUAAGCCGGCAUUCCUCAAGGACAAGGCCAUGUUCAGCUCCAGCGCCAAGAUCGUGAAGCCCAAUGGCGAGAAGCCAGACGAGUUUGAGUCGGGCAUCUCCCAGGCGCUGCUGGAGCUGGAGAUGAACUCGGACCUCAAGGCGCAGCUGCGGGAGCUCAACAUCACGGCGGCCAGGGAAAUUGGAGUUGGUGGUGGUCACAAAGCUAUCAUCAUUUUUGUUCCAGUUCCUCAACUUAAGUCUUUCCAGAAAAUCCAAGUCCGGCUAGUACGUGAACUGGAGAAAAAGUUCAGUGGGAAGCAUGUGGUCUUCAUCGCCCAGAGGAGAAUUCUGCCUAAGCCAACUCGAAAAAGCCGUAGGAAAAAUAAGCAAAAGCGUCCCAGUAGCCGCACCCUGACAACUGUGCACGAUGCCAUCCUUGAGGACUUGGUCUUCCCCAGUGAAAUUGUGGGCAAGAGGAUCCAAGUGACACUGGAUGGCAGCCGGCUCAUAAAGGUUCAUUUGGACAAAGCACAGCAGAACAACGUGGAACACAAGGUUGAAAUGUUUUCUGGUGUCUAUAAGAAGCUCACUGGCAAGGACGUUAAUUUUGAAUUCCCAGAGUUUCAGUUGUAAACAAAAUGACUAAAUAAAGUAUAAUUCAUAGUAAAAAAAAAAAAAA